This is a messenger RNA of Aphidius gifuensis, 1288 nucleotides long. RefSeq names its product PRA1 family protein 3 (gene Jwa). The coding region runs from base 255 to 818 and encodes 187 amino acids. NCBI's taxonomy places the organism in Eukaryota, Metazoa, Arthropoda, Insecta, Hymenoptera, Braconidae. The record is from RefSeq and is a predicted model, not a curated record. Gene Ontology annotation, cellular component: membrane. The transcript has 3 exons.
GAAUCACUGGUAUAAAAUGUGAAUCAGUCACUGUGAUUAAAAUACUGAUUACUGAUACGUAUUACGUAUAUUUAUUAUUUAUCAGCUGUAUUUAUAUUCACGUUGCAGAUUUUCAAUAUCCCAGUGUCAUCAUAUCCAAAAAUAAUAACUCAGCUGUGUCUCAACUCUCAAGCUAACAAACGAAUUUAGUAAAAUCAACAAAGUUCCAUAUUGAAUAAAAGUGUUGUUAAAAUUUAUAACAAUUAAAAAUCAAAAUGGAUAAAACUGCAUUAGGAAAUUCAGGAUUAGAAUUACCACCUUUACGUAGUUUAAAUGAUUUUAUUCUAGAAGAUGCUCGUUUUCAAGUACCACAAUUUAAAGAUCUUGAAAAAUGGGGUAAUAGAGUUGUUGCUAAUUUACUCUAUUAUCAAACAAAUUAUUUUCUCAUGUCAAUUGUCAUAUUUAUUCUUGUUGGAUUAAUACAUCCAGGUAAAAUGAUUGUUGGAAUGAUUGCCAUGGUUGUUAUAAUGACAAUAUUUUCAUAUGUCUCAACUGAGGGAAGAGCAGUACACAGCUUCAAAAAACAAUAUCCACUUGGUGGAAUUUUAGCUGUUGUUUUUGGUACAUGUUUUGUAACUUAUACAUUGGGAUCACUUCUUAUCUUUCUUAUCGGUAUUCUUUUGCCAUUUUGUGUUACAUUUGUUCAUGCCUCAAUGAGACUCAGAAAUCUCAAAAAUAAAAUGGCCAAUAAAAUUGAAGGAAUGGGCUUGAAAAAACGUACACCAAUGGGACUUUUACUUGAACAAAUUGGUAUGGAACCAGAUAUCCUCGCUUUAUAAAUAUUAUAAAUUAUUUAUUAGCUAAAAAAUUAUUUUAUUAGCACAGUAUAUUAAUUGUUUAUUCAAAAAAACAAAUGAAUUUAUUCUAAAUUCAAAUUAUAAUAUAUUCUAGAUGAUUAUUAGAGUUUCAAUCUAUUUAUAGCAAUAUUUUUAUAACAUCUAGCUUUCACUGUGUUGCUGUGUUGUAUAUUUAACAAAAAUAUUAUAUAUUUACUACUUGAAUAUACCUUAAAUUUAAAUUCAAUCAGUCAACACUUUAAAUAAAUAUUUUCGCUUAUUUAUUGUGUUAAAUUAAAAAAAUAUUACUAUUAAAUUCAGGGAUAUAAUUACCAUCAAGCACACUUGAUAUUUAUUUAUAUUAUUUAUUGAUUUAUUUUGUUUAUUUUUAUACUUUUUAUUUUGUUUUUUUUUAUAUGGUUCACAUUGAUCCAGAUGGUGCUUGUGGAGACGCAAUUAUAAAUAACUAAAUA